GGCACGCAUAAGAAUUAAGAAGCCCUAAAACGGCGUCGAAUAGAUAGACUUCGUCCUCAAGCCCCUCCCUCCUCUCUCCUUCCCGCCGCGAAUACCUGCCCUUUCACUGUCGCAUUCUUCGUCCCCGCUCGCGUCUCGAUGCUCUUCAACGCAUGAAUUCAUACGAAUCUGUGAUUCGAAGAUAACUUAAAUGGAGGAUUCGCAGCCGCAGCCUAGCCAGAACAACGUAUUUAGCGUUCGGAUCGUCUCUAUCGACUACUAUAUGGCCGCUCCGAUUCCAGACCUCGACAUCUGCUACAGCAGUUUUCAAGGCGGGAAAGUAAAUGAAGUUCCUGUUAUAAGAAUUUACGGCUCAACCCCCGCAGGGCAGAAGACUUGCUUGCAUAUUCACCGUGCUUUGCCCUACUUGUAUAUUCCAUUUGCAGAUUUAAUGCUUGAAUCUGUUCAAGAAGGUGAUGCAUGCACACAGCUGAUCUCUCUUUCACUUGAGAAAGUGUUGAAGCUUAAAGCAAGUGCCGGCUUGAAACGACAACAUGUGCACGGUUGUAGUCUUGUCCGGGCAAGGAGGUUCUAUGGUUACCAUUCAUCUGAGGAGCUUUUUGUGAAGAUAUAUCUCUAUCAUCCACAUGACGUUUCUCGUGCUGCAAAUCUUCUCCUGGGAGGUGCAGUUUUAGACAGGAGUUUUCAGCCUCAUGAAUCACACAUUCCUUUCCUUCUCCAGUUCCUGGUUGACUAUAAUUUGUACGGCAUGGCUCACCUACAUGCGUCAAAGAUGAAGUUCCGUCAUCCUGUCCCAAAUGCUUCUGGUCGGGAAAGGUAUCGCUGCAAUGAGACUAGACUGGGGAGAGAUAAUCCAACUUACACAUCUGAAGGUUUUCAGGCAGAUUCCCGUGGAGAUGAAUCAUUGCGUUCACCAAUUUGGAUCUCAUCCACUGUUCCAGAUGGCUGGAUCUGGGAAUGUCAAUGCCAACUUGAAUCUUCAUCCUGUGAAGAUGUCCACCAUGUUAAACGGCAAAGCACCUGUGAACUUGAGGGUGAUAUUACUGUAGAUGAGAUACUUAAUCAGCAGUUUAAGAUGUACUCAUCUCUCUCUCAAACACGUUCAGAUUUGAAAAUGGUUCAGUCACUGAUACCAAUUUGGGAGGAGUAUGAGAGGACUGGGGUGCAUGACGUAGCAUUAGCUUCUGAUCCUGAAAAACCACUUCCAAAAGACGUCUUAAGGACUCUCUCCCUUGGGCUUGAUGAAUUUGAAUGUAAAUUUGUUGAACAUUGCAAGGAAACAGCAAAUGAUUUGCCUUGCACACAAUCUGAGAAAGUGCUAACGAGAUAUUCAACCGUUGAGGGAACUAUGGUCGAAGUUGGGCUCUGUGACAUGAAAGAAGCUGGUGGAGAAGCUUUGAAAUGUUUGAAAUUAGGUAGCAAAACAGGGAUGGUGUUGCCACCGGAUUUGCCCUGUGAACAUGACAAUAUUAUUGUACCUGGAGAGGGAAAAUUGUUGUAUCCUAAACAAUUGCUUGCCAGUGACAUGCAACCAACAACAACAAAAACAACAAUGCAAAGUUCUGAUGUGAAGGUUGUGGAUAAGGAGGCAAUGGGGCUCCUGGGUUGGCUUGCCUCCUCUCAGGCUGCAGAAGAUAUAAACUCUGAUGAUGACUUAGCUUGUGAAACUAUUUUGACUCCUCUGUUACCUGCAACAACCAUUGAUAAGGUGUUGGAAAAAGCUAAUAUGGAUUUUGAAAGUGAAUCUCAACAGGAAUGCAAAGACAUUCUUGAUUCAGUUGAAAAUUUAAUUGACUUUGAAGUCAUAGGAGAAAGAACUUCUUCCACGAAUCAUAAUUAUUUGAACCAAUCUUCAUCAGGGAUACCCCAAAUGGAUGGUUCUGCUGACGAUCAAAAUUCUAUACCUGAUAAUGACAAGUCUUCGAUGGAAAUAUCCAAUGAAAUUAAGAGGUUUCUUGAUGAUGAUGUGCAACAAGUAACUCGUGCAAGCUUGACCAGUUCAAGCAAAAGAAGUAAGCCACUAUGGGGUUCUUUACCAUUUUCAUCUAAGCAAGAGAUGAAUGAUGUUGUACAACCUCCUAGUAAAUGCUACAAUGAAAUGAACAAACACAAGUUUACAGGUUCUAUAGUGGGAAAUGAUGCAGAUAUAGUUUAUGUGUCAAAGGAAGAAAGUACACUAGUUGGAUGUUCUGUGCGUGAUUUGAUGAGGAAAAAGCGAUGUUUCCACUCAGAGCCUUCUGAAUUUGAGAGUCAAGGGAUCCAAAAGGCUGUUUCUAAAGAGGAACUUCACCAAAAACAGUUAAGCACUGGAAUACUGCAGAAUCAUGGACAAGACAUUCAAGAAAUGUCCAUAGGACAUUGCAAGAAAGAUAAUAUGGAUGAGCCACAAUUUGUUGGUUCAAUGGAACCUGAAACUUUUGAUUCAUGUAUUGGCAAAUCUGAUCGACAAGUAAAAGAUACUAAUUUAUCUGUCCCUCCCAGUUCAGUUUCAUCAGCUAUCACUUUGGGAGAAAAUUCGGUGGAACUUAUUGGCAUGACCUUUCAUAAGAAACCCCCUCUGUUGAACCAGACUGUUGGGACAUUGGACACUCCCAUGUCAUAUGCCAACAUUGCCCAGCGCAAUUUUCUUCAGGGAGAAGAAAGUUUUGAAAGAACAUCAGCUGUUCAGAGACAACUUAUUGAAGAAUUCCCCCCAUUUUUUGGGAAGGACUGCCUGGUAGAUGGAGAUAUUCAGAAGAAGAGCCCAAGUAGUAAUGAGUUGGAUCAUCAUGAAUGUGUUAUAGGUGUCCCUACCCACUACCAAAAUGAUGGCUCUUACUUAUACAUGUUGACACCUGUGUUUUCACCCCCAUCUGCAGAUACUGUUUCUAGAUGGCUAUUGCAUGAUAACUCAGUUGAUGAUUUAGGAGAACACACUAAAGCAGUGUCAGUGGACUCACCAUCUCCAAAAGGCUUUUCUGGCAGUCAGAUUAGUUCACAAGGUUCUUUGAUUGAUGAAAAGCAUUCACCACAAUGUGGUUCAGUAUUCAGAGCAGAUCAUGUUAUGGAUGAGCAAAAACAACAAAGCCAUAAGGAUCUCAUUACUGAAAUAAAUCCUUGUGUUGUGGGUGAAAAUGCAAUAGGCCAGAUUGAAUAUAAUAUUGUGAAGCAGGAAGAAUGCUCUGAUUGUCCACUGGAUAUCUCACAGAUUUCUGGUCCUGAUGGCAAAUCAAAGCCCACACCUCUGAGUCAAAUUGGAUUCCAAGAUCCAGCAAGUUUUGGUGGGGGUCAACAGCUAACAUUGUUAAGUAUAGAGGUUCAAGCAGAAACAAGAGGCGACUUACGACCUGACCCUCGAUUUGAUGCCGUCAACAUUAUAGUUCUUGCUUUUCAGGAAGAUAAUGAUUCCAGCUUGGAUGUUUAUGUGCUAUUGCGAAGUGACACUGAUCAUCAUAGUAAUCUUAAUGGAAUAUCUGGUUGCAAAAUGUUAGUUUCUUUGGAAGAGAAGCAGUUAUUCAGUCAUUUCAUGAAUAUCAUUUGUUCAACUGAUCCGGAUAUAUUAAUUGGUUGGGACAUUCAAGGCAGUUCUCUUGGCUUUCUGGCUGAAAGAGCCAUACAUCUGGGCAUCAAUUUGCUUAAUUGCAUAUCUCGUAUAUCAACCAAAACUAAGGUGGCUGCUAAAGAGUCAUCUCUGUCUGAAGGUGGACUUCCAGAACCUGUGGACACCGAAUCAAUUCCACUUGAAGACCCAGUGAUUGAGGAUGAAUGGGGUCGGACUCAUGCUAGUGGUAUUCAUGUUGGUGGUAGAGUUGUCCUCAAUGUUUGGCGGCUGAUGCGUGGUGAACUUAAACUUAAUAUGUACACGGUGGAAGCUGUAACUGAAGCUGUUCUCAGGCGAAAAGUUCCAUCAAUUCCAUAUAAGGUAUUGGCAAGAUGGUUUUCAAGUGGUCCUGGGCAAGCAAGGUACCGAUGUAUCGAAUAUAUGGUGGGAAGAGCAAAUCUGAACCUGGAGAUAAUAAAUCAACUUGACAUGAUAAACCGAACUUCUGAACUUGCCCGUAUAUUUGGGAUAGACUUUUUCUCUGUUCUUUCUCGGGGUUCACAGUAUCGUGUUGAAUCUAUGUUUCUGAGAUUAGCGCACACACAAAAUUAUGUGGCCAUUUCUCCUGGGAGCCAACAGGUUGCUUCUCAACCAGCAAUGGAAUGCUUACCUCUUGUAAUGGAGCCAGAAUCUGGUUUCUAUAUGGAUCCAGUCGUUGUUUUGGAUUUUCAGUCCCUGUAUCCAUCAAUGAUAAUUGCUUACAAUCUCUGUUUCUGCACAUGCCUUGGGAAUAUAAUGCCUUCAAAAGCAAACACACUUGGAGUUAGUUCAUAUUCUCCAGAUCUACAUGUUCUACGGAGCCUUAAGGAUGAAAUUUUACUCACUCCUAAUGGUGUUAUGUAUGUUCCUUCAAAGGUCCGUAAAGGUGUACUACCACGUCUAUUGGAGGAAAUAUUAUCUACUAGAAUUAUGGUGAAACAAGCAAUGAAGAAAUUGGCCUCUUCACAGCAAGUUCUUCGCAGGAUAUUUAAUGCAAGACAGCUUGCUCUAAAGCUAAUAGCAAAUGUGACGUAUGGCUACACAGCUGCUGGAUUUAGUGGACGCAUGCCUUGUGCAGAACUUGCAGAUAGCAUUGUUCAAUGUGGCCGCAGAACACUUGAAAAUGCUAUAUCAUUUGUAAAUUCACAUGAUAAAUGGAAGGCUGAAGUAAUUUAUGGUGACACAGAUAGUAUGUUUGUUCUCCUAAGAGGACGCUCUAUUAAAGAAGCAUUUGAAAUUGGGAAUGAUAUUGCAUCGGCAGUAACUGCAGCUAAUCCAAACCCAGUUACAUUGAAGAUGGAGAAGGUCUAUCAUCCUUGCUUCCUCCUUACAAAGAAGCGCUAUGUGGGUUAUAGUUAUGAGAACCCUGACCAAGUUAAACCUAUAUUUGAUGCUAAAGGUAUUGAGACAGUUCGCAGAGAUACAUGCCCAGCUGUAGCCAAGAUAAUGGAGCAAUCUUUGAGGAUUUUUUUUGAGCACAAGGAUAUCCACAAGGUUAAAGCAUACUUGCUCCGUCAGUGGACACGGAUUUUAUCUGGCAGGGUUUCUCUUCAAGAUUUUGUUUUUGCAAAGGAGGUCCGUUUAGGUGCCUACAGUUCAAGGACUUCUUCAUCACUUCCACCUGCUGCAAUUGUGGCAACUAAAGCAAUGAGAGUUGAUCCAAGGGCAGAGCCACGAUAUGCAGAACGAAUACCAUAUGUUGUAGUCCAUGGGGAACCCGGGUCGCGUCUGGUUGAUAUGGUAGUGGAUCCCCUGGAUCUUCUGGCCAUUAAUUCCCCUUUCAGAUUAAAUGAUACCUAUUACAUCACUAAACAGAUCAUACCAGCUUUGCAGCGGGUAUUUGGACUUGUUGGAGCUGACCUGAAUCAAUGGUUUUCAGAUAUGCCUCGCCCUGUUCGGGAAUUUGUGGCUAAACGCCAUUCUUUUCCUCCAAGUUCACAUCGGACUAGAAUAGAUUAUUACUAUCUCUCAAAGCAUUGUAUCCUUUGUGGUGACUUGGUCCAGGGUGCUGCCCAUUUAUGUGGGAAAUGUUCAAAAAACAAAGCAGCUUCUGUGACAGCUAUUGUCGGAAGAACCUCAAAGUUGGAAAAGGAGAUCCAACACCUCGCUGCUAUUUGUCGGCAUUGUGGAGGCGGGGACUGGCUUCUGGAGAGCGGUGUAAAAUGCACAUCGCUGGCAUGCUCAGUUUUCUAUGAGAGGCGGAAAGUUCAGAAAGAGCUGCAGUCUCUCUCCUCCAUUGCAACAGAUGCAGGCUUAUACCCAAGAUGCAUGGUCGAGUGGUUUUGAGCUUUAUCCGAACGCAAGUCGAGAAACAGGUAUUUCUCCAAAUAUGCUUGAUUUCUUCUGGAAACUGUGGUCUGUUGUUGUAUUAUUUUGCAUAGGAGGGGGGACAGGUUAAUUUGGAGGUUGUAAAUAUCAGUUACAUAGUUAUAUUUACUGUUUAGGCUCCGAGCCUCCAAUAAGCACACAUUCUCUGAGAAUGAUUCUUGCAACCCUAUCUUCUGAGGCUUAAUUGACAUGACAUCAGUGUGCAACAUUGUAACAUAGAUCUAUGCUAGUGUCGGUUCACCUUUCUAUAAUAUUGCAGCUCAAAAUUGUAAUAACAUAAUAAUAAAAGUAUUGAUUUAGUGCA
Molecule: messenger RNA, 6191 nt
Organism: Diospyros lotus (date-plum)
Lineage: Eukaryota; Viridiplantae; Streptophyta; Magnoliopsida; Ericales; Ebenaceae
Product: DNA polymerase zeta catalytic subunit
Exons: 24
Coding region: 191-5845 (1884 amino acids)
Biological process (GO): double-strand break repair via homologous recombination; error-prone translesion synthesis
Cellular component (GO): nucleus; zeta DNA polymerase complex
Molecular function (GO): DNA-directed DNA polymerase activity; DNA binding; nucleotide binding
Source: RefSeq, a predicted model, not a curated record